AUUUUGCGCUGCUGCCUCUUUCCCUGUCCUUCGUCCUCCACCGCUUCUUUUUUCCUCCCUUUACCGUCGCUUCCCCAUAUUGAGUCCCAAUUAGAGGUCAUCGGUAACAAUCAAUCCAUGGCCCACCGUUACGUCGACCCCUCCUAAAAGUCCGAGAGGCUUCAUCCCCGACCGCUCACUAUGAAUCCGGAUUCAUUCCACCACGGCAUCACCAAGCGCAUCCGACAGGCCUGCGCCAGUUGCCGUCGCAGAAAAACUAAAUGCUCCGGGGAAAAACCGGUGUGCUUCCACUGUCGCCGCAACCGACAGCGCUGUGUUUACGAGCCCUAUUCGGCAACCGUCACGACCACCGACAACAACCCCCCUCCGCCGCCCAUGUCCACCAUAUCUGAUGAUGUUGGUCUUCUCCGACUCCCGUAUCAGUCAGAUGCUCACGGUCCGUGCCAGGGCGGUCUCCUGCAGAGAAUCUCGAUGAUUGAGUCUCGUCUGGCGGAGCUGAGUGGCCAACCGGUGCAGCAGCAAUGGCCCGCACCCUCCCAGACAGACUUCGACGACACCCAUAUACUACCCUCGACGGGGCGGCGCAGUUCGCUGCAAGCUACUCCUCCCCAGUCCACGACAUUCUGCAAGGAUCCUUUCUCGUUCCCUCCUUCCCCCGUCAUGCGAUCGGUCAUCGAUACCUACUUCAUCCAUGUUCACAAUCAGCCGUAUUCGUACUUCCAAGAAUCGUCCUUCCGCGAGAAAUUGAAAAACCACGAGUUGCCCCGAUGUCUAGUCCUUGCUGUACUCGCCUCCGCCGUCCGAUUCUCGGCCCACGAUUUCUACGCGGGCAAGACCCAUGAGGCCGUCGACACGUAUGCGCGAGAGUCGUGGCUCUCGGUGCUGACGGACCAUUUGACGGUGGAGAACAACCUGGAUAUCGCGGUGGUACAGACGGUGAACAUGCUGGCCGUUAUUGACUACACCGCCGGCCGCGCUCGCUCCGGUUGGCUCAAGAUAGGAAUUGCCGCCCGCAUCUCCCAGGACCUGCGCCUCAUGACCGAACCCGAUCAUCCAUCGAUAUCCUUCACGGAACAGGAGGAACGACGACGGACGUUCUGGUCUGCGUACUUGGUGGAUAAACUCAUCUCCGGGUGGCAAUCUCGACCGUUGGCGAUCCACGACGAAGACUGCCAUGUCCAGCUGCCCUGCGACGAACAAACCUUCCAAGCGGGAAUGGGGAAAAAGACCCAGACACUGUCCCAAUUGUCGUGCUGGGACUCGAGCUUGGCCGACAGCCCCAGUCCCUUUGCGCUGGUCAUCCUCAUGGCAUCCAUCUUUGGGCGGUGCACGCGAUAUGUCCAUCGCCAAUGGAGCGCCGAUAAGGUUCCUCCCUGGGAUACCAAGUCCGAGUUCUCCGCCAUCAACUCGUCGCUGUUGCUGCUAGAAUCCUACUCGAAGUUGGGAACGACUUCCAUCGCCGAAGCCGCCGGCCACGAUGGCGAUCCGGCUAAUCCGCAGCAGAUGGGCCACUUCAUCUUCGCGCACACCAUGUUCCACCUUUGUCACUGUUUGCUCAACCACCCAUUCAUCGUCCACCUGCGACUCAAGCCGUUCGGAUCCAAAAUCCCCCACAGCUUUCCGGCGCGCGCCCUACACGCAGGGUAUGACCAUUCUAAACAGUUGCUGGACCUGCUACACAAUGCAAUCGAGUCGGGUUGUCUCAUUGAAUCCUCGUUCUACCCUUAUUGCAUCGUUGUCGCGGCGGGCAUCCAGUCUCUCGCCUGCCAUGUGGAGCCCCCCGGGCCAACAGACCCUUGCGCGGCCACUGCCCUCCAUUAUGUGCAUCGAGCGCUAGAGCUUCUGGAAGGAAUGGGUCGCCUCUGGUCGCAUGCGGCAAACAUGGCCACCCGCCUCCGCGAAUUUCACUCCCAAUCGCAUCUCCUUUCUUCCCUCCUCGACCCAUCCCACAUCACGGUAGACCUUGACCGUGCCUCGGCUGACGCCUUUCGCACACUGAUCGACUAUGGCGCCGUUGGCGCAGCUCCUAAUCCUGGUACACGCGUUAUAGGAGCGGACGUUUCUCCCUCCGCCGCGUCAUGGAGCACCAGUAUCCUAGCCCCGACGGACGCCUUCGAUGGCUCUACCCAGGGUUUCCCUGGUAUGUCGCCAUCCAUGCAGCUGCCUGCGAUGGACAAUCUCUUCAACUGGGACACGCACGGCUAGGUUGUCGGAGCUUGCUAGAAUGGGUAAACAAUUAGCGAGAACACGCAUACCUUAUCCUCAUCAUGUCAGGGGACCACAAUGCCCAAUGACCGGUCUUAUGCAACAGGAUGAUCCACAACACCUGCGGUGAUUGCAACACCGUUGAAGAACGCCGUGCGAGAAACGCCUCGCGGUCUCGAAUGGUGUGCCGUGCCCGUGUCCACAAGAUCAGCUAAGCCUGCAUAGCCAGCCAUCCCUCUUGUCCUCCCGACUCCAACAAGGCAUCGGGCCAUCCUUAGUCGGACGGUGUUUACCAAGUUUCCAGGUUUCUUUUGAACCCGCGCCAGCAUCGUCCACGCGUUGUCCGGGUCUUACCCACAGCACCGACCUGUGCGUUCGUCCGACUGCGUUGUUUGUUUUUGCCUUGCGAGAGUUACUCACCCGGUGAUCCUGGCUCGAAAUACGGUUGACUGGACUUCGCAGAGGGGGUGUCGAAGGAUGGCGUGGACGAAGUUGCCCUUCUGUUUGGGUCGGUAGACUGCAAACAAUGUAAACAUCUCGUGCCGCGUCGGCCUGAGCCACCCUGGACGGUGCUGUGGGAAGGCUCCUCAUGGGCAUGGGAUAUGAGUUGGGCGAUGUUCAUAUGGCUUUCAAGUUACCUCCUUGUAUUUCAUUGUACGAUUCGGUGCUUUUCAGUGGUUUAUGAGAGUAGUACCAGCAUGGCUUGUUGGGAACAAGAC
This is a messenger RNA of Aspergillus candidus, 2924 nucleotides long. Its product is annotated as Zn(II)2Cys6 transcription factor. The record is from RefSeq and is a predicted model, not a curated record. Gene Ontology annotation, molecular function: DNA-binding transcription factor activity, RNA polymerase II-specific; zinc ion binding; DNA binding. Gene Ontology annotation, biological process: regulation of DNA-templated transcription; DNA-templated transcription. Bases 181 to 2205 code for a protein of 674 amino acids. Gene Ontology annotation, cellular component: nucleus. The transcript has 6 exons. NCBI's taxonomy places the organism in Eukaryota, Fungi, Ascomycota, Eurotiomycetes, Eurotiales, Aspergillaceae.